AACCCACUUUAGAGUGUGGAACAAUUCUGCACAGUUUGUCGUUUACCAACACCAGCUGCAUAGGCCGAAAUUGUUAUUGGAUAGAUUUUAGAUUUUUGCUUUUAAACAUGACUGCCGUGUUUCGAGUUGGCCUGGUGCGGCUAGUUGGCCGUGGCUCAACCGCCCCUGCCCCUGCCACACUGCUGCAGGCCCAGACGAAUGGAUUGCCUGCCACCUUCAUGCAGAAGUGCAAUAUCUCCGGAAGGACGAUGCGUGGCGGUCCACGGUGUCCCAAAGUGCCGCCCUACCCGUACAAGACGAAGAAGUACAAUGUCUUCAGCGCCAUUUUCGACAAGACCACGAAGCGUUUCGAUGAGAACACGAAAGUGAUUUGCGUCGAGGGUCCCAUUGCGGCGGGCAAAACAAAGUUUGCCAUGGAGCUGGCCGCAGAACUGGAUAUGCAAUAUUAUCCGGCUGUUGAUAUGGAUUUGAUCUAUAUUAAUCCAUAUGGCUAUGAUAUGCGUAAAUUGGAUCCAGAGCUGCCGCCCAGCUGCCGCAGUUAUGACAUUAAGAACUUCUGUGCGGAUCCAAAACAUCCCUCGGCCGCUGCGUUCCAGAUUCGCAUGUACAUGUUGCGCUUCUCGCAGUACGUCGAUGCGCUGCAGCACAUCUUGUCCACGGGCCAGGGUGUGGUCACAGAGCGCAGUCCCUUCUCCGACUUUGUCUUCAUGGAGGCCAUGUUCCGCCAAGGCUAUAUUUCUCGCGGCGCUCGCUCCGUCUACAACGAUGUGCGCCAGAAUACCAUCGGCGAGUUGCUGAAGCCGCAUUUGGUUAUCUAUCUGGAUGUGCCCGUCGAUGUCGUCCAGAAGCAAAUCAAAGCGCGCAACUUGGAGCAUGAGGUGAAAUCAAAAGUGUUUUCCAAUGCGUACUUGACCGAUCUGGAGGUCAUAUACAAGCAGCAGUAUCUGAAGGACAUUGCUGGUCAUGCCGAGCUGCUCAUCUACGAUUGGUCAGCCGGCGGCGAAACCGAGGUUGUGGUGGAGGAUAUCGAGCGCAUUAAUUUCGAGCAAUACGAAUCGGAUCCGCACAACAAGAAAAUGAUCGACUGGCGUUUCCCGCUGGAGACCGAGUGGUGCGAGGCGCGCAUCAAGUACUGCAAUGAGAAGUCCGACUUGAUGAACUACUUCAAUGUGCCACGUUUCGAUGUGCCCGAACUCUUGCGCAGCGCCGAAGACGGCAAAGUCUGGCGUGAUGUCUGGUACAAUGCGCCUGGCAUGAAGUACCGCCCCGGCUACAAUGCGGAUGUGGGUGACACUGGUUUGCUGACCAAGUUAAAGAUUGGCAUCAACGAGCCCUUCUAAGCCGGCCGUUCGUGUGCUUUGAGUUCAACUGGCGAAAUGUGUUAAUUAUGUAAUAAACAAUCUAGUAAAAUAUUUGUAAUCCUUUCGCUGA
Drosophila mojavensis is the source of this 1431-nucleotide messenger RNA. RefSeq names its product NADH dehydrogenase [ubiquinone] 1 alpha subcomplex subunit 10, mitochondrial (gene ND-42). Lineage: Eukaryota; Metazoa; Arthropoda; Insecta; Diptera; Drosophilidae. Gene Ontology annotation, biological process: mitochondrial electron transport, NADH to ubiquinone. Bases 108 to 1340 code for a protein of 410 amino acids. The record is from RefSeq and is a predicted model, not a curated record. Gene Ontology annotation, cellular component: cytoplasm. The transcript is spliced from 3 exons.